AUGAGUUCGAUUUCUUUCAAAAGUAGAGUGAAAGGCAUCGCAGAGAUAUACCGUGCCGUCGUGGCCAAUAAACCCGCUUACUUGCCGGAAGAUUAUCCAGAUCUGACGAACAAAACAGCUAUUGUUACUGGAGCUAAUACAGGUAUCGGAUGGCAUGUCUCCAAACUGUUAUAUGAGAAGAAUUGCCACGUGAUUACAGUGGUUAGAACGGAGUCAAAAGGCUUAGAGGCAUCUGAAACCAUAAAGAAGGAAAUAGCGAGCUCAAAAGGCUCUAUCACAGUGGUAGGUGGUUGUGAUUUCCUGGAUUUGACAACAGUUAAGGAUGCUGGUGAUAAGAUCAAAGCGGCUCUCGGAGAUAAACCUUUAAACGUGGUAAUCCAUAAUGCUGGUUUAAUGGCCCCUAAAAAUCAAGGAACAUCGAAACAAGGGUACGAGGCAAUGUUUUCCGUAAACGUAUUGGGUCCUCAGCUGUUGCAGCAUUUUAUAGAUCCUCUCUUCUUGAAAAAAGAUGAUACCUUGAAGAGAAUUGUGUGGGUAAGUUCUGGAGCACAUUUUUCAGGCUUUCCAGAAUGCGGUAUACAUUGGGAAAAUCCCACAUUUGAAGGGAUUCCUCUCAAUGAAAGACCUGACAAUAUUACUCUCUAUGGACAAUCAAAAGCGGCAAACAUUUUGCAAGCUAAGGGAUGGUCGACUACUCAUAAGGUCAUUGUGGAAAACAUAGGCUGUGUUUCUGUAUCAUGUUUCCCUGGAAUUUUGAAAACGGAACUGAUGAGAGAAUGGGGGACCUCCCUCAAUUAUUUAGCCUCUUGUUUGUUUAAGGAUGGCUCUUAUGGAGCAUAUACAGAGCUGUAUGCGGCACUUUAUCCGGGACUCUCUAUAAAGGACACGGGGGCAUACAUUUUCCCUUUCGGUGAAAUUCAUGACCCUAGAGAGGAUUUGAGAAUAGGUCUGACAGAUGGAACUGAUUUGAAAUUGUGGGAUCUUGUUCAAGAAAAGAUUUCGCCGUUCUUUUAA
Molecule: messenger RNA, 1014 nt
Organism: Zygotorulaspora mrakii
Lineage: Eukaryota; Fungi; Ascomycota; Saccharomycetes; Saccharomycetales; Saccharomycetaceae
Exons: 1
Coding region: 1-1014 (337 amino acids)
Source: RefSeq, a predicted model, not a curated record